Messenger RNA from Cucurbita moschata (crookneck pumpkin), 1131 nucleotides. RefSeq lists its product as uncharacterized. The record is from RefSeq and is a predicted model, not a curated record. NCBI's taxonomy places the organism in Eukaryota, Viridiplantae, Streptophyta, Magnoliopsida, Cucurbitales, Cucurbitaceae. The transcript is spliced from 3 exons. Bases 1 to 1131 code for a protein of 376 amino acids.
AUGCAAUUGGAACAGGGUAAUAGGUCAGUAGAGGAGUAUGAGGCGGAAUUCACACGAUUAUCCAGAUUUGUUCCUCUUAUGGUUGCUACUGAGGAAGAGAAGACGGAUCUCUUUAUUCAGGGUUUGAGGCAAGAAAUACAGGGAUCCGUGUCUGCCCAUGCUUCUCAAGAUUUUGUUACGGCUUAUAAUGCUGCGGUCAAGUUAGAUGCUAGCACCCCGAGGAAUAAUCAGGGUUCAAGCAGUCAGACUGGUCAUCUCGCCAGAGUAUGUCGUAGUGCAAAGAACCCUAAUAUGAUGCGCCCCGAGCGAUCUGUUCCAGGUGGAGGUGGGGGUCAGUUGAGUGCCGGGGGACAUUCUCAGGCUCGAGGUAAAGCCUUUGCCACGACAAGCAAGGCAGCAGGGGAUGCCAACACGGUGGUGACAGGUACUUUACCCAUAUCUGGCUAUUUCGCUUAUACUGUAUUCGAUUCUGGCUCGACGCAUUCUUUUAUAUCAUUAUCGUUUGUCUGUCAAGCCCGACUUGAAGUAGAGCCUUUAAGUUAUGAGACUAUAGUUUCUACACCUUCAGGAGUCAUGUUGAUGACCCGUGAAAAGGUGAAACUGAAUAAAGUAGAAGUAUCUGGCCAAACAUUAGACGUGUUGUUAAUGGUGCUAGAUAUGUAUGAUUACGAUAUUAUUUUGGGCAUGGAUUGGCUGUCUGCUCAUCAUGCUAGUAUUAAUUGUUAUAAGAAGGAGAUAGUUUUUCACCCCUCAAGGGGAAAGAGCUUCCGGUUUCAGGGUACAAAGCUGGGAAGUGUUCCCAAGACAAUUACUGCUUUGAAGGCUAGGAAGCUAAUUGGUCACGGUGCUGUGGCAUUCCUGGCUAGUUUGGUAGCAGUGGGACGAGUGGAUACAGAUGUAUCAACUGUACCUGUAGUGAAUGAAUUCCUGGAUGUUUUUUCUGAUAAAUUACCUGGUUUACCACCAGAGCGGGAAGUCAACUUUGGUAUUGAACUAGAACCAAGGACAACACCUAUCUCUAAAGCUCCUUAUAGGAUGGCUCCCGCGGAAUUGAAAGAGUUGAAUGUUUAUGGAACUGAUGAAUCGGGUAUUCCAGGAUUUUCUGGAUUCUUUUGUCAUUGUGUUCAUUGA